Messenger RNA from Cylindrotheca closterium, 324 nucleotides. The record is from the annotation of a GenBank genome assembly. Lineage: Eukaryota; Bacillariophyta; Bacillariophyceae; Bacillariales; Bacillariaceae.
AUGAAUCCUCUUGCUAUCGUCACUAAGUUUCUUCUUCUGUUGGAUGGGCAGAAAGAUUACAACGCUGCUGCAUUGUUUCUAGAUGACAACUUUGAAUUUGUGUCUCCGAAAAAGAACUUCAAGACCAAAGCCGAUUGGAUCGAAGGCUUCCCCGUCUUGCACAAGGACCCUCCCAUCUUUGAGUUGCCCAAACCUGGGAGUCAUAGCCAUCAAGUUUUGAGAAAUGGCAAAAAGAAGUUUGGACCAAUCAACGUAUCGUUGGUAGAAUCCUAUGAAAUCAGCAAGGAAGGGAAGAUUGAACGUCUCUCGGUAAAUCGUGCAUGA